UCCCACAAAGACUUAAUCUUGGGAAUAAACUGACCAGAAGUUGCAAGUCGGCAAAUAUAUGACUGAUAAUCUGACCAUAUCAGCUCCAGCCGGAGCAGGAUGCUGGAACAAAAACACGGCGGCGCCUUUAAUUAGUUGUUUAAUUAGUUGUAAUUUGAGUUUAAAUUUUUCUAUAAGCUGCUGCUUCAACUUAACUUUCAUGGUUUAGUUAUUGAUAUAUUUUUUUUUUUAAAUUACAGAUUCUUUACACGGUUUCUUAAAAUAUGAAAUAAAUUAGACAAGGAAUAGGAAUGAACAAAGGAUUAUCUAUGAACAAAUUUGGAUUUAGUGGAUGUACAUGUAUACAUUUUGUUUUAACUCAACGCUCUCAGUCUUUUCCGGUAUCUAGAAUAAUGCAAGGUCGGCCGGCCGGCCGGCCGGCGUUUUUUAUUGUAUGGUUGUUCUUCGUUGAAAGCCAUCACUAAUUCUACCUUGUCUACAAAUAACCAAGUCCAUCCAACAAUUGCUUCACAUCUCCCUCAAUCCUUUCCAUUUUCCACAUCUGCAAUAACUAAAAUUAUACUCUCGCACUGGAAGGUGAAAAUUUAAGAUGGCAAACCAAAUCUUGCUGUUAGCUACUUUCCUAGCCAUGACAUGUUCUCUGGUUGUUGCUUUUGAGCCUGCUCCACUGCAAGAUUUCUGUGUUGCUGACGCUACUAGCUCAGUAACAAGAGUUAAUGGGUUACCUUGCUUGGACUCCAAGCUAGCAACAGCUGAGCAUUUCUUCUUCAGCGGACUUCACAUCCCGGGCAACACCUCAAACCCUGUUGGCGGAAAAGUCACCCCAGUCAAUGUGGCUCAGAUUCCAGGACUCAACACCCUCGGCAUCUCACUCGCUCGCAUUGACUACGCACCAAUGGGUGUUAUCCCUCCCCACACCCAUCCUCGCGCCACCGAGAUUCUGACGGUCUUAAAAGGCAAGCUCAAUGUUGGGUUUGUGACCUCAAACCCCGAGAACAAGCUCAUCUCGAAGGUCCUUAAGAAGGGUGAUGUGUUUGUUUUCCCUGUUGGACUAGUUCACUAUCAGCAAAACCUGGGUUCAGGAACUGCCAUUUCUCUAUCUUCUUUGAGCAGCCAAAACCCUGGAGUCAACACCAUUGCCAAUGUUGUUUUUGGGUCCAAUCCUGCUAUUUCCGAGGAUGUUUUGGCCAAGUCUUUCCAAGUGGAACAAUCGGUAAUUAGGUAUCUUCAAGCAAAAUUUUAGAUGUUUUUCCAUGUGGAAUUAAAUUGGUUUAUCAUAUUUCAUAUCAUUCCUUACUUAUACUUGUAUUUUUGCAACUUGUGGGUUAGAUUUGUAGAAGUGUAUACUAAAGUCUCCAUGAAAUCGAGUGGUCUCGUACGAAAUUCUUUGACAUCAAUCUUGAUUUAUAUCCGAUUGCUCCU
Molecule: messenger RNA, 1422 nt
Organism: Malus domestica (apple)
Lineage: Eukaryota; Viridiplantae; Streptophyta; Magnoliopsida; Rosales; Rosaceae
Product: putative germin-like protein 2-3
Cellular component (GO): cell wall
Molecular function (GO): manganese ion binding
Source: RefSeq, a predicted model, not a curated record